Paramisgurnus dabryanus is the source of this 4933-nucleotide messenger RNA. The record is from RefSeq and is a predicted model, not a curated record. Lineage: Eukaryota; Metazoa; Chordata; Actinopteri; Cypriniformes; Cobitidae.
AGAGCUCGCGUGUGAUGUGUUUGUGUAUCCUCAGUGUUUUUCUCUCUUGAGUGUUUUAUUGAGUGUAAACAGAGUCUUGUCUCUGUGUAUUUUAGUGUUGAUGAUGAGAGAUGUGAUGUGCUGUAAAUCAGUAGGAACUGAUCUGUCCAUGCUGGAUAUUGAUGAUUUCAUCACAGAAAUCUCUCAGCUGAAGAAAGAGGUGGCGUUACUGGAGACAAAGCUGAGGUUAAGAGGAGAUGAAGGACUGAAGAGAGAGGACUCCGAGCUCAGUCUGACUUUACUCUGUUAUACUGAGUCAAAGCCCACAGACGCUCAGGACACUACAGUGUGUGACAGUAAUCAGGGCUUACAGGAUGAGGAAUCUACUGAUCAAACCUCCACAGAGUCUCUGGAUUCUGUCUGGAACGCUGGAGAACAGCAGCAGAUCCUGCAGAACAAACCUAAGAUGUGUUCAGUCAAACUCAUCGACUGCAAGAACCUCAUUAUGAAGAUCAAAAUAAAACCUAAACCAAAUGAACAUGAAGGCGAUCAUGAUGGUCAUGAUUUUAUUUUGUCAGAUGUGAGGAGUGAAUUAUGUUUGGAUGGAGAAAUAGCAUCUUCAACUCUUUCCUGCAUCACUGGUGGAGAGACAUUGAGCUCACAGAGACAUUUAAAGAGACGUGAGAGAAAACGCACAAAACAGAAACUCUUCACCUGCACCAAAUGUAAGAUCAGCUUUACUACCUUACAAGAAAAGAGACGUCAUUAUUCAAAAGUGCACAAAGAGAAGAAGAAGCAGUUUCACUGUCAGCAGUGUGGGAAGGUUUUUGUCUUCUUAUCUCAGCUGAAACGUCACAUGAGGACCCACAAUGGUGAAAAGCCUUUCCACUGCACUGAAUGUGGCUAUUACUUCAGCAGCAAGCACGGUCUUAAUGGUCAUAAGAGAAUUCACACAGGAGAAAAACCAUACGAGUGUCCUCACUGUGAGAUGAAAUUCUCAGAAAACACCUGUUUGAAGAAACAUGUGCGUAUACACACCAACGAGAGACCAUAUAAGUGCAGUCAAUGUGACAAAGCCUUUAGGGAUUCAGGUUGUCUAAAGUCACACCAAAAAACACACUCUGAUAAACUCUAUCAAUGUUCACACUGUGAUAAACGUUUCAGUCUAAAAUCUAAUCUGAAAGUCCAUGAAAGAAUUCACACCGGAGAGAAACCUUACUACUGCUCGAUUUGUGAAAAGAGCUUCACUGGUCUAAGUGCUAUUAUUGUUCAUCAGAGAAUUCACACUGGAGAGAAACCUCAUCACUGUAAUCUUUGUGGGAAGAGUUUUACUCGACAUGACAAUUUUGUGAAACACACGAGAAUUCAUACAGGUGAAAAACCUUACAAAUGCUCUCAGUGUGAGAAGACGUUUACUGAGUUAGAUCACUUAAUAACCCAUGAGAGAGAUCACACUGGAGAAAAACCUUACUUCUGCUCAAUCUGUAGAAAGAGCUUCCCUGAUCCAUCUCAUGUCAAAGUUCAUCAGAGAGUUCCUACUGGAGAAAAACUUCAUCACUGUAGUGUUUGUGGAAAGAGUUUCAAUCGACAUGACAGUUUGGUGAAUCACCAGAGAACUCAUACAGGUGAAAAACCUUACAAAUGCUCUCAUUGUGAGAAGACCUUUGCUCUUUUAAAGUCCUUAAAAGUCCAUGAGAGAAUUCACACCGGAGAGAAACCUUACGACUGCUCGAUCUGUGGAAAGAGCUUCUCAAGUCCAUCUAAUUUCAGAUUUCAUAAGAGAGUUCACACUGGAGAGAAACCUCAUCACUGUAGUGUUUGUGGGAAGAGUUUUAGUCAACCUCAAAGUUUAGUGUCACACCAGAGAAUUCAUACAGGUGAAAGACCUUACAAAUGCUCUCAGUGUGAGAAGACGUUUGCUCAUUCAUCAUCCUUUAAAGCCCAUGAGAUACUUCACACAGGAGAGAAACCUCAUCACUGUAGUGUCUGUGGGAAGAGUUUUAGUCAACCUCAAAGUUUAGCGUCACACCAGAGAAUUCAUACAGGUGAAAAACCUUACAAAUGCUCUCAGUGUGAGAAGACGUUUGCGCGAUCAAAUGACCUGAGAACCCAUCUAAGAGUUCACACAGGAGAGAAACCUUACCAGUGCUCGAUCUGUGGACAGAAAUUCACCUAUUCUGGAAGUCUUCGUGCUCAUCAGAAGAAACAUACUGAAGAACAAACUACACUGAAAACAUAUGUGAAUUCUCUCAUGGACCUUCAGGAUGUCGGAUCGAGUAAACAUCUUCUCACACUGAGAGCAUUUGUAGUAAAGCUGAUCUCAGAUCUGGUGCAGGUAAAGAGUUUCGGUUCGGUGUGUUUUCUCUCUAAAUGUCUCUGUGAGCUCAAUGUCUCUCCACCGGUUCAGUUUUUACCUCCAUCUUCAGUUUGGUCUGCAGGAUCUGCUGCUGUUCUCCAGCGUUCCAGACAGAAUCCAGAGACUCUGUGGAGAAAGAAAGAAAGAAAGAGCGGGCUGAUGCCACCCGCCAUAAAACAUAAGAAGAAGAAGAGCGGGCUCGCGUGUGAUGUGUUUGUGUGUCCUCAGUGUUUUUCUCUCUUCAGUGUUUUAUUGAGAGUAAACAGAGUCUUGUCUCUGUGUAUUUUACUGUUAAUGAUGAGAGAUGAGAUGUGCUGUAAAUCAGAAACUGAUCAGGGCUUACAGGAUGAGGAAUCUACUGAUCAAACCUCCACAGAGUCUCUGGAUUUUGUCUGUAACGCUGGAGAACAGCAGCAGAUCCUGCAGACCAAACUCAAGAUGUGUUCAGUCAAACCGAUGGACAGUGGGAACCAAAUGCAGAAUAUAACAGAAGCCAUAGCAGAUAAAUAUGAAGACAAACAUAAUGAUGGUCAUGAUUUUAUUCUCUCAGAUGUAAAGAGUGAAUUAUGUUUGGAUGGAGAAAUAACAUCCUUGACUCUUUCCUGCAUCACCGGUGGAGAGACAUUGAGCUCACAGAGACAUUUAGAGAGAAAACACACAGAACAGAAACUCUUCACCUGCAGGAGAUGUAAGAUCAGCUUUACCACCUUACAAGAGAAGAAACUUCAUUCAGAAGAACACAGAGAGAAGAAGAAGAGGAAGAAAAAGAAGAAGUUGUUUCACUGUCAGCAGUGUGGGAAGGAUUUUGGCUCCUUAUCUCAUCUGAGAUUUCACAUGAGGACACACAAUGCUAAAAAGCCUUUCUACUGCACUGAAUGUGGCUAUUACUUCAGCACCAAAGCAAAUCUUGAUUCUCAUAAGAGAAUUCACACAGGAGAAAAACCAUACGAGUGUCCUCACUGUGGGAAGAGAUUCAGCCACAAAAUCAAUUUGAGGAAACAUGUGUUUACACACACCAAUGACAGUCCAUAUCAGUGCGAUGAAUGUGGAAAAACCUUUAGGGAUUCAAGUCAAUUAAAAUCACACCAAACACUUCACACUAAAGAGAAACCCUUUCAAUGUUUACACUGUGAUAAACGUUUCAAUCGUAAAACUACUCUUACAGCCCAUCAGAUACUUCACACUGGAGAGAAACCUUAUUACUGUCAUGUCUGUGAGAAGAGUUUCAGUCGACGUGAACAUUUAGUGACUCAUCAGAGAACUCAUACAGGUGAAAGACCUUACAAAUGCUCUCAGUGUGAGAAGACCUUUGCCCAUUCAGGUAAAUUUAAAGCCCAUCAGCAACUUCACACUGGAGAUAACCCUCAUCACUGUAAUGUUUGUGGGAAGAGUUUUGAUCAUAGAAGCAGUUUAGUGAGACACCAGAGAAUUCAUACAGGUGAAAAACCUUUCAAAUGCGCUCAUUGUGAGAAGACGUUUGUUUAUUCAUCUGACUUUAAAGACCAUCAGAGACUUCAUACUGGAGAGAAACCUUACAAAUGCUCUCAGUGUGAGAAGACGUUUGCUUAUUCAUCUAACUUAAAAUCUCAUCAGAGACUUCAUACUGGAGAGAAACCUUACAAAUGUGCUUAUUGUGACAAGACGUUUUCUCAGUCAGGUUCCUUAAAAGCCCAUCAGAGACUUCAUACAGGAGAGAAACCUUACAAAUGCUCUCAGUGUGAGAAGACGUUUGCUUAUUCAUCUAACUUAAAAUGUCAUCAGAGACUUCAUACUGGAGAGAAACCUUACAAAUGUGCUUAUUGUGACAAGACGUUUUCUCAGUCAGGUCACUUAAAAGCCCAUGAGAGACUUCAUACUGGAGAGCACAGAGAGAAGCAGCAGCAGCAGCUGACGUUUGGCUGUGAGCAGUGUGGGGAGGAUUUUGGCUCCUCAUCUCAUCUGAGACUUCACAUGAGGACACACAAUGCUGAAAAGCCUUUCUACUGCACUGAAUGUGGCUAUUACUUUAGCAGCAAACAAAGUCUUGAUGUUCAUCAGAGAAUUCACACAGGAGAAAAACCAUACGAGUGUCCUCACUGUGAGAAGAGAUUCAGCCAACAAUAUAAUAUGAGGAAACAUGUGUUUACACACACCAAUGACAGUCCAUAUCAGUGCGAUGAAUGUGGAAAAAACUUUAGGGAUUCAAGUCAAUUAAAAUCACACCAAACACUACACACUAAAGAGAAACUCUUUCAAUGUUUACACUGUGAUAAACGUUUCAGUCGUAAAACUACUCUUACAGCCCAUCAGAUACUUCACACUGGAGAGAAACCUCAUUACUGUCAUGUCUGUGAGAAGAGUUUCAGUCUACGUGAACAUUUAAUAAAACACCAGAGAACUCAUACAGGUGAAAGACCUUACAAAUGCUCUCAGUGUGAGAAGACGUUUGUUUACUCAUUUUCCUUAAAAGCCCAUCAGAGACUUCAUACUGGAGAGAAACUUUACAAAUGCUCUCAGUGUGAGAAGACGUUUGCUCAUUCAUCUCACUUUAAAGCCCAUCAGCAACCCCUGCAAGUAAGCUUACGAUGGGCCUGUAUGGGCAUGGCCUAAGGGCCCCGC